This is a messenger RNA of Ziziphus jujuba (common jujube), 5300 nucleotides long. Its product is annotated as lysine-specific demethylase ELF6. The transcript is spliced from 7 exons. Bases 379 to 5049 code for a protein of 1556 amino acids. The record is from RefSeq and is a predicted model, not a curated record. NCBI's taxonomy places the organism in Eukaryota, Viridiplantae, Streptophyta, Magnoliopsida, Rosales, Rhamnaceae. Gene Ontology annotation, biological process: chromatin remodeling. Gene Ontology annotation, cellular component: nucleus. Gene Ontology annotation, molecular function: histone H3K4me/H3K4me2/H3K4me3 demethylase activity.
AAUGUCACUUCAAACCUAGACAGACGCCUCUCUCUCUCUCUCUCUCUCUCUCUCUCUACCUUGUGGUGUUUUUGAAGGCCAAUCAUUCACUGUUCCCUCGAAAAUUUACAGGUUCUAUUCCUCCUUCCCAUUCUCGAUUUUCCAUUUGCAAUUCUUCUACGCCGUUCAAUUUCUACGCUUUGUUUUUAUUUUCCAUUCAGAAAUGCGUAAACCCAAUCGAAAUUCCACCAAAAUCCGCCAUUUUUAGGGUUUUAAUAGCUUGGUCUCUUCCUCAACCUCGCUUCCGAAUUCACUGAACAAUGCUGUACGAUUGAGAACCAUUUAGCUUAUUUAAUUUUCAAUCAGUUAUGCUGUCGCUGUGAAUUUCUGCUAUUCGAAAUGGGUAACGUUGAAAUACCCAAUUGGCUAGAAGGGUUGCCAUUGGCACCGGAGUUUCGACCUACCGAUACCGAAUUCGCUGACCCAAUUGCUUAUAUAUCGAAAAUCGAGAAGGAAGCUAGCGCUUUUGGUAUUUGCAAGGUCAUACCGCCAUUGCCGAAGCCCUCGAAAAGAUACGUUUUUGGCAACCUAAACAAGUCGCUGGCCAAGUGCCCUGAUUUGGGUGCCGAUGUGAAUUCUCCGAAUUUUUGUUCUUCGUCGAAAAUGGGUUCAUUUGAUGGUGAUGGUGAUAGUGAUGGGGAGGUUCGGGCGGUGUUUACUACGAGGCACCAAGAACUGGGUCAGACUGUGAAAAGAACGAAAGGGGUUGUUCAAAGUACCCCUUUAGGGGUUCAUAAGCAAGUCUGGCAAAGUGGGGAGAUCUAUACUUUGGAGCAGUUUGAAUCAAAGUCCAGGGCUUUUGCUAAGAGCCACUUGGGUAUGGUUAAGGAGGUUUCACCAUUGGUUAUAGAGGCAAUGUUUUGGAAAGCAGCUUCUGAGAAGCCUAUAUAUAUAGAGUAUGCAAAUGAUGUUCCUGGCUCUGCUUUUGGAGAGCCUGAGGGCCAUUUCCGCUAUAUUCGUAGACGUAGGAGGCAGAGAAACUUUUACCAGAGAAGUAGAGAAAGCUCUAAUCGCAAGAAAAAUGAAAUUGUUAGCAAUAGGAAUAGCAUAGAGAAUUCUAUUACUGGUGAUGUUAAAGAUGUUUCCCCUAACCCUGAGAAUGAUUCAGAACAAUGUUUAGAUGCAUCUAAAUCAUCUACUGCAAUAUCAGUAUUGUCGUCAGAUGAAACAUCACGCUCAUCUAGGCAAAAGAGUCAAAGUUGUUGUUUUGAGAAGGAAGGUACUGCGGGCUGGAAGCUUUCAAACAGUCCUUGGAACUUGCAAGUAAUUGCCCGUUCAUCUGGGUCACUUACUCGGUUCAUGCCAGAUGAUAUCCCUGGUGUAACUUCUCCUAUGGUCUAUAUUGGCAUGUUGUUCAGUUGGUUUGCAUGGCAUGUUGAAGAUCAUGAGCUUCAUAGCAUGAAUUAUCUUCACACUGGAUCUCCAAAGACUUGGUAUGCCGUUCCUGGAGAUUAUGCAUUUGCGUUUGAGGAAAUUGUUCGUUCUGAAGCAUAUGGUGUUAACAUUGACCGCCUAGCUGCACUCACACUAUUGGGCGAGAAGACAACCCUAAUGUCACCUGAGGUAGUUGUUGCAUCAGGAAUACCAUGUUGCAGGUUAAUACAGAACCCUGGUGAAUUUGUUGUGACUUUUCCAAGGGCUUACCAUGUAGGAUUCAGCCACGGUUUUAAUUGUGGGGAAGCUGCUAAUUUUGGAACACCACAAUGGCUUAAAGUGGCUAAAGAGGCUGCUGUGCGUCGAGCUGCUAUGAAUUAUCUUCCCAUGCUUUCCCAUCAGCAGCUGCUAUACCUUUUGACCAUGUCAUUUGUGUCAAGAGUGCCAAGAUCCUUACUACCUGGUGUACGGAGUUCUCGUCUGAGAGAUCGCCAGAAGGAAGAAAGAGAGUUAUUAGUGAAGAAGGCUUUUAUUGAAGAUAUUUUGAAUGAAAACGAUACUUUAAAUUUUCUUCUGGGAAAAGAUUCAAGCUACCGUGCGGUACUAUGGAACCCUGAUUUACUGCCAUAUCCAAGUAAAGAGCCAUCGUUGCCCAGUGUAGGUGCUACUGUUGAUCCAACACUAACAGAGAAUAUAUCUCAUAUUCAUCCUGCAAAGGAUAACAAUAAUCAGAAUCAUCUUUUAGAUGAGAUGAGCUUGUAUAUGGAGAAUCUGAAUGACCUAUAUUUGGAUGGCGAUGAUUUGUCAUGUGAUUUUCAAGUUGAUUCAGGGACAUUGGCAUGUGUGGCUUGUGGAAUCCUUGGUUUUCCAUUUAUGUCUGUGGUACAACCAUCUGAGAAAGCAUCACUGGAACUUCUGCCUAAUGAUCAACUUUUGGUUCAAGAAUGCCCCCACGUAUCAGUAUCUAUGAAUUCAUGUUCCUCUCCAGACCUCCAUUCCUCUGGUGAUGCCUCUGUUACAGGAAAUCUUCUCCCGAUUUUGAAUUCCCCAUCUACUGCGGUUCUACCUUCAGUAGUCAACUUUGGCAAUGGUUGGGACACUUCUAAUAAGUUUCUGAGACCGCGCAGCUUCUGCCUGGAGCAUGCUGUUGAAAUUGUGGAGCUGUUGCAGUCUAGAGGUGGAGCAAGGAUACUUGUGAUAUGCCAUUCUGACUAUCAGAAAAUAAAGGCAAAUGCUGCUGCUAUUGCGGAGGAAAUUGGUAGCCCAUUUAGUUAUAAAGAGGUUCCAUUAGAUAUUGCAUCGAAGGAUGAGCUGAACUUGAUAGAUCUUGCAAUUGAUGAUGAAGAACAUGAUGAAUGCAGAGAAGACUGGACCUCAAAAUUGGGGAUCAACCUACGGAACUGUGUCAAGAUCAGAAAGAACUCACCCUCUGAGCAAGUUCAGCAUGCAUUAAAGUUGGGUGGUUUGUUCUCUGAAAAGAUUCAAAUGUCAGAUUUCUCAACCAUCAAAUGGCAGUUGAGAAGAUCUCGCUCAAAAAAGAGCAAUCAUCCAAUGCAUCGCAAGCAUUGUGAGGGCAAUACAAUUCAAAGAAGCAAUAAACCAUGUGAGAGAAAUGAAAUAAAAAAGGAUCUAGUGGUAGGGGAAAGAUCACAGGACACCAUUAAGAAAGAAGUAAAACUCAUUCAAUAUUCAAGGAAGAAGUUCAAGAAAAAACUAGAUGGUUCUACACGAGAAAGUGGGGUUUGCAGAAGUCCUGCUAUGAGGGAAGAUCUUCACAAGCAUAGUAAAUUGGCAACUGAGGAUAACUUCAGUAACAUGGGGAAUUCCUCAAGCAGUGGGAACUCUGAAAAGCAUAAUGAAAUCCAGAUGUUAGAAGCAACAAGGGAUGAGAGCUUGGGCAUUUUUGUUGGUAGUGUAGAGUUACAAAUCAAGAAUUGCAAUUUGGAAAAAUUGAAUUUGGAUGGCAAAGAUUGUAAUUUAGCAGAAUUUGAUAGUUCUGAGAUCCCAGUCAAAAUGGGGGCUAGUGAAGGAUCUAGUGAGAAAAAAUCUACUAAUCCGUUUGUUCAUGCAACCACUGAUAAAAGCUUUGAGAUUCACCAAGAGAAGCAGAUUGUGGCUCAAUUAAGUACAGCUGAUGGGGCUUGUAGUCUAGCUUCUGAAGGGCAGUCUGACAUCCAGGCGAAUGCGGAUAUUUUGAUGAACGAUGUACCUGAUUUGGCUAAGAUAAAAAGCUCCAAUGUUGUAAACUCUCCCGAGGGAACUUUUGAGGGAGCUAAUAAUGAAGUCUAUGAUUGCAUCAUUUCAGAUAAUGGAGUUCAGCAAGAAUUAAAUGCUACCAACAGAAGUAAUAAUAAGGAACCAGUGUCAUGUAACUCUGAACUGAUAAAUUACCCUACUUUAGUCUCAAAAGAAUGUUACGAAGGUCCCAGAGAGAACACUCCUGCCUCAACAGAAGGAGCUUCUAAAAUUCUAACAGAGACCUGUGCUGCAGUUAGAAGGGAUGAGGAACCUGAUUCAAACAGGGAAGAUCAACAAAACUUCCCUACUGCAGUCAUAAGUGAGGAGGAACUUGAGUCAAGCUUUUCAGAGCAACCACAAAUGGAGGCAAAUCCUCCUUUUAUCUCAGCCAAGGACCAUCCUCAAGUUUCUAGGGGAAGCUCUGGUAUAGAAUACUUCAUUGAUGGUAAGCCUCCAGACUCUGUAGAAAAUAUGACAAUUGCAACUAGAGAGUUGGAACCUGUCUUUAACCUUGUCAUACAAACAGAAAAUGGGCCCACUCCUGUCUCUGUUGAAGAAUUUGAAGAUCAAAGUACAUGUGCUAAAGAUAAUCUGAAGGGCAAUUUGACUUCUGAUAAUGAACAGAGGAAAGACCAUGCUACAACUGAUAAUAGUGGAGAGGAAACUGUAUCACCACCAACUGUCUCAACCCAAAAAUAUUCUAGAAGUGAAAGAGAGAACUCGGAUAUGGGAGACUUGUGCAAUGCUAGUGAAGUUUGUUCAUCACAAGAUGAUAGGAAGCUGGCUAACAUCAAAUGCAACACUGCAGAUCCUAAGUCAAUUAUGGGAAAGAAACGAAAAAGGGAAAUGGAGCAGCUAAGAGAAAACAAGUCCAGUUGCAGUAGUUUCAUUAGAAGUCCAUGUGAAGGGCUGCGACCAAGGAUUGCAAAGGAUGCUUCCAGUAGAAGUGGGAUUGACUACCAUGAAGAAGUCAAGGAGAAGCUAGCAACAAAGGAGAAGAAAUCUUCAAGUGCUCCAGUUGCUGCUAAGGAUAAGAAACAAAACUCAAGGAAAUUUCACAAGUGUGAUCUAGAAGGCUGUCGCAUGAGUUUUGACACAAAGGCAGAGCUAACAAUUCACAAACGCAAUCGUUGCCCACAUGAAGGGUGUGGGAAAAGGUUUAGCUCCCAUAAAUAUGCAAUGAUUCACCAUCGUGUGCAUGAUGAUGAGAGGCCACUCAAGUGCCCAUGGAAAGGUUGCUCCAUGUCAUUCAAGUGGGCAUGGGCAAGAACCGAGCAUAUACGUGUGCACACCGGAGAGCGACCAUACCAGUGCAAGAUUGAGGGCUGUAGCCUCUCUUUCAGGUUUGUAUCUGAUUUUAGCCGGCAUAGACGGAAAACAGGGCAUUAUGUGAAUUAACCUGCCUGAAAUAUUUGUUGUUUUGAUUAGGCUGGCUGUGUACUAUAUGGUUAAAAAUACAAAUUGUGUUUGUCUCUGGCCUAAGUGGCCUGCAGUCUUGGAGCCUUGUAGUUAUGUUUAGGUUAGGGAACAGAUUUAACUUUUGGUGGUGUCAUUCCCCAAUUGUUUGAAUGCACCCAUAGUGGAAAGCCCUUUCUUUCGUAGAUUAUGUUGGGUGGUCAAUUCCUUGCUGGCCUAAAUCUGGGAAGCUA